Messenger RNA from Phymastichus coffea, 3574 nucleotides. RefSeq names its product ceramide phosphoethanolamine synthase (gene SMSr). The record is from RefSeq and is a predicted model, not a curated record. Gene Ontology annotation, molecular function: sphingomyelin synthase activity; ceramide cholinephosphotransferase activity; protein binding. Gene Ontology annotation, biological process: ceramide biosynthetic process. The transcript is spliced from 7 exons. Gene Ontology annotation, cellular component: endoplasmic reticulum membrane; Golgi membrane. Bases 444 to 1799 code for a protein of 451 amino acids. Lineage: Eukaryota; Metazoa; Arthropoda; Insecta; Hymenoptera; Eulophidae.
GCUAUUCUGAAAUAAUAGAAUGAGAGUACGUACAGCGCUGGGCUGGGUCCGGAGUUAAAGUCAAAAUGCAGCUAGCAGCCAGCUGUACCACGCAUGUGGAAUCAAACAAUCCUAACCUCUCUCGUUUUGUUGUGCGCUGUGCAGUGAGUAUGUGGCAACGUUGCUUUGCUUUAUCUCUAAUCCAGCUGAUCCGAGUAAAAUAUUUUGUCAACUAUAUAUGACAAUAUAUCUAUAGUCGAUGUUAUGGAAAAGUUUAUUUAGAGAACGAGGUACAGUGAUAACAGUAAUGAUUAGAAAACAUUGUUGUUGACUUAUUCUCAAAAUAAUUACAAUGAAUAUAAUCAAUUUCAUAGACUAUGUGCUCUUUACAUAACAAGAAAAGAAAGUCAGUAAAUGACAGCUCAUCCUGCGUACAGAUUUUUUAAGAAUGAGAAUAUUUUAAAAUGACAUUAAAAGCAAAAAUGAGACCAAAAAAUAUCAUAGAUUGGAAUGUCAGCGAUAUAGUUAAUUGGCUGACCCAAGCAGGUCAUGGAAAUACUGAUAUUAUUGAAAAAUUUAUGGAUCAUGAUAUUGAUGGAAAAGCUUUAUUAACACUCAAGGAAGAAGAUUUAAGAGGAAUGUGGGAUAGCAAUAAAUUAAAAAUUGGAGUAAUCAAACGUUUGGCUAUUAGUAUCAAACAGUUACAAAGAGAAAAUAUUCCAAUUCUUCUAGAAUUAGGAUGUAUUGAGAUGUUUUCUUCUCAAAAUUUCUUGACUCUGAAAAGUAACGAUAUAACUGGGAGUGGUAUAUUAAAUAAUGAAGGCUCUAUAGAACAUGACUUUUAUUCUGCAUCAGUUUCUGAAGAUGGAACUGCUUCUCACUUAUCUCCAGAAAUCUGGAAAACAUUCAUUAGUUUAGGAUACUUAUUCAUUGUAACAUGGAUUACUGCCUUUGUAAUGGUAAUAGUUCAUGAUAGAGUGCCUGACAUGAAAAAAUACCCUCCAUUACCAGACAUCUUCCUAGAUAACGUACCGCAUAUACCGUGGGCCUUUGAUAUGUGUGAAGUGACUGGAACUCUUCUUUUUGCUAUAUGGUUACUUGUUCUCAUAUUUCAUAAAUAUAGAUUUAUUUUGUUACGAAGAUUUUUUGCUCUAUCUGGUACAGUCUUUUUAUUGAGGUGUGUCACAAUGCUUAUUACCUCAUUAUCUGUACCAGGUGCACAUUUGCAAUGCCACCCAAGAAAUCUUCCAACAACUGAUUCAACUUCUUUUUACAAUGAACUUUAUAAUAAAAUCGAAAUGGCAUAUGUGAUAUGGCGAGGCGCAGGUAUGUCUAUUCAAGGAGUAAGGACUUGUGGAGAUUACAUGUUUAGUGGUCAUACUGUAGCAUUGACCAUGUUGAACUUUUUCAUUACAGAAUAUACUCCAAGAAAUUUGUACUUUGCACAUACGUUUACAUGGAUGCUGAAUAUGUUUGGUAUAUUCUUUAUACUUGCAGCUCAUGAACAUUACUCGAUUGAUGUUUUUGUUGCCUUCUACAUAACUUCGAGACUCUUUUUAUACUACCAUACAUUAGCAAACAAUCAAGCUUUGAUGCAACGUGAUUCAAAUAGGACAAAAAUAUGGUUUCCAUUAUUCAGUUUCUUUGAAUCAUCUGUGGAUGGCAUAGUACCAAAUGAAUAUGAAAGUCCAUCAGUAAUUAUCUUUAAUCUAAUUCACUCAAUUAAAGAUGUAGGUAAUUAUCUUCGACUGUGUAUGGCUUCCCUAAAGUUAGAAGAAAAAUUGAAAAUUGAUGUUAAUACCGUAAAAAAACAACUUUAAUAAAUUGAUAGUUAAAUUCAAUUUUAGAAGGAAGAAAAAGUUUCAAUAUGUAAUAUUUUAUAAGAAUUUGACCUAGAAUAUUACACUAAUAUAUUUCAAAUUGUGUUACAACGAGGUAACUACUAUUUUAAUAAUUUCAAUUUAAAAAUGCACAAUUAUAUUCGAAUUUAACUAAAAUUAAGAAAAAAGUUAUCUACAAUAUAAUUUAGAGUGCAUCAAAGCUAGUUUUGAUAGAAUUUUUGCAAGAGCAUAGCACAAUAUUUAUUAAAAAUUAGUAGUUAUUUGAUGAUUAAAUGAAAACAGAAGUACCGACUUCACAAAGUUGUUAAAAUACCAUUAACAGUUUCGUACUGCAAUAAUUUACGUUAAUAUAAAAUUAUGUAUUGUAUAUAAUAACAUUAUUAGUAUAUAGUCAUAGCAACAAAAGAAAAAUCGUUGCAUUUUAAUGGUUAAUAAAUAUUCCAAUAUUUUAUCGUUCGGAAAUAACCAUCAUCAAUACUAGAAAAAUUGUGUAAAUAUGUAAAGAAACCAUUUAAAUAUUUCACUAGCAAAUAUGUAUAUGUAAAUAUUUUGGAAUGACUACUCCAUGGAAUUAAAAUUAAAGUACUAUAUGUUAAGAAAAACAUGUUCGAUAAGAAUGUAAAUUCAAUUUGCUAGUAGAGAUAAACUUCCAUAUUUUUCUGUGUAAUAUUCUAGGAUCAAGACUAUUGUUUUUUCCUUGCUAAUAUUUUGUUGUGUAUGUUUACAACAAAUAAAGAUGAAUAUUUAUGUUAUAUAUAUAAGUAAAAAUAAAUUAUAAUCGAUUAUAUUUUUUUUAAGGAAAAAACAGAACUGUAUUAAGAUUAGUCACAAGGUACAUUUUAACCAUUAUAUAGUAAUUUUCUUUUUGUAAUGCCCAAAAAUCUACUGAAGGAUGUAAAGUUUUACAGUUUGUAAUUUUUAAAUUUAUAUUUGAUUACAUAAAUCAUCUAUAAAGUCGUUAAUUUGUUCAAAUGAAAUGGAAUUUAUUUUCUAUAAGAAUGUCAAAGCGCAUAAAUGUUUAUUACUCCACGUCUCGAAAUGUAUUUACAUAAUAAUUGUAUUUUUAUCUUGGAACAUUGUCAUACUUUAAUUUUCGAAUUUUGUAUCAUCGACGUUGAAAUUAAAAAAUGCGAGUUUAUAGAAACAUGUCAUCCACUUUUAAAAUAGUAGUUUCUUUGCAGACGUAACUUAUUGUCCAUCAUAGGAAAAAGUGCUCUCAAUCACUCUAUUUUUCACAAAAUGUAAUAAUGCAGUAAUGAUCAAUAGAUUGUACAAUGCCUCUCUAACUUAACAGCGAUUUCCUACAUAUCUAGUUCUUAAAAAAAACGAAUUAUUAUUAUUACUUUUUCAUGACAAAUGUUUGUAAAAAAAAGUGAAAAUAUGACAGUUUCUAACAAGGUAGAUUGAUUGUAUAAGAAUUGACUGCAAUGACAUACAUUAUAUAAAUCCAAAAUAUAUUUAACGAAAUAUAAAAAUUUUAUAUAAUGCCGUGCAACGGCUCCAAAGUUGCCAAACUAAGAAAAAAGUAGUUAUAAAUAAAUACGUUGAGUGUCGUUUUUGGGUAAAGUUUAAUGUACGAAAUGAAGCUCAGUUUACAUGUACAUAUGUAUUUACAUUUGAUACGCGAUUUAUUAUGAUUGUGUUACCAUUACUUUCUUACUGAGCUGUGCUCAAAACUUUUUAUUAGACAAUAUGUUAUGAGUAUUGAAGACUUAUUUCAAUUAUAGAAAAAAUUCUUAAUAAAUAACGAAAAA